AUGCACGCCAACGAAUAUCGCGCCAAAAUGUCAGCAAUGGUAAGUGACACUACAACCUACGUACCACUAACCGAAAACCCAACUGACAAAACAUUAUCACGAAUUAACGGCAUGGUCAAGGAAUGGUACACAAACAAACACAUAGACAAAAGAACACGGGAUAAAAUUCUGCUGUUCAAUUGUCCCCCACCACGCAUAUACGGGCUCCCGAAAACACACAAAGGAAACCGACCACUUCGCCCAGUGGUCUCAACCGUAGGCUCUGCUCCAUACCGCUUGGCCCAAUUCCUCGCCAACAUCCUCCAAAAGUUGGUAGGGAAAACCGAAUACCAUGUUCGUAGCAGCUUCGACUUUGCAGAAGAGAUCAGCAAAAUUCAGAUCCCGGAGGGUUACGUCUUAUUUUCUCUCGACGUCGUGUCGCUCUACACGAACAUCCCAGUACAAGACACAUACGAACUAAUCAAACGAAAAUGGGGAGAAAUAAGUCGCCACACAAACAUCCCGUGGCUCGACUUCUUGCGCGCACUCCAAAUCGUGCUGGACGCAUCUUUUUUCCAGUACAAUGGAAAGAUGUACAAGCAAAUAUUUGGGGUUGGGAUGGGCUCACCACUGAGCGGAGUUGUGGCGAAUAUUCUAUUAGAACACCUUGAGGAGGUAGUCAUCACUGAACUGAAGACCAAAGGAAUCAAUCUUAUCAUCUAUAAACGCUACGUUGAUGACUGCCUUCUCAUUGCUGAAGAAAAUAGAAUUGAUGAAAUCCAAAACGAAUUUAACAAACCCUUCGAGAGCAUAAAAUUCACAGUGGAAAAAGAAACAAACUGUUCUAUUCGCUUCUUAGACAUGACUCUCACCAGAAAAAACAACAAAAUAAACAAGCAUUGGUUCACAAAACAAACGAACGGACGAUACCUAGAUUUCUCAUCCGCCAGUCCCCAUGCGCACAAAAUGAACACAGCGAUUGCUUUAAUUGAUCGCGCACUAAAACUGACUGACGUAGAAGAAAGGAACACUUUGGACAUCGAGGAAAACAGUACCACACGCGACGGGACCUUGACGCGGACUCCGAACAAACCCAAAACGCAACCGACGACGAACCAAUCAGGAACGCACUCGAUGACAUCAUCACUGGACGACGGCUGA
Molecule: messenger RNA, 1140 nt
Organism: Uranotaenia lowii
Lineage: Eukaryota; Metazoa; Arthropoda; Insecta; Diptera; Culicidae
Exons: 2
Coding region: 1-1140 (379 amino acids)
Source: RefSeq, a predicted model, not a curated record